Sapajus apella (tufted capuchin) is the source of this 10064-nucleotide messenger RNA. RefSeq names its product pleckstrin homology like domain family A member 1 (gene PHLDA1). Gene Ontology annotation, biological process: positive regulation of apoptotic process. The record is from RefSeq and is a predicted model, not a curated record. Gene Ontology annotation, cellular component: nucleus. The coding region runs from base 6187 to 7920 and encodes 577 amino acids. Gene Ontology annotation, molecular function: phosphatidylinositol phosphate binding. NCBI's taxonomy places the organism in Eukaryota, Metazoa, Chordata, Mammalia, Primates, Cebidae. The transcript has 2 exons.
UAUUCACAGAAUUCUUUUAUUCCCUUUAUUCUUAGAUCCGUCUUUAGUUACCUUUUCUGUAAUGAAACCACUGCCCUCUCUGAAGCCUGAGUUCCUCUUCUAAAGUAACACCACUACCACCUUUUUUCUUUAUCAUCAUGUUUUUUGGGGAAAUUGUCUACACUCACUGCUACAUGUCCUCUAUCAUCUAAUGAAGGUAUUUGUCCAUUACUGGAUUUUUUUUUUUUUCUUAGAGAUCAGUAGUAAUCAAAUUGAACAGCCUGUGCCCUCUCAGGAUGUGUGUUCUGUGGCAGUGGAAAAAUGACAGCAAAAGAGGGAAACAACUUGUGGAAUCUAGUCCCAUAAAUGGAGGUAGCUGCCCAAGUGACUGUCAAUCAGAUAUUUGAGUUGCACACAACAGGUGCAUUUACCUGGUUUCAGAAUUGAAGCAGACUUAGGAAACGUCGCAGAUGUUCUUGGGCUGUUAAUGGGGGACAGGAUUGAUUGCUGUUCAGACAGAGCAAUGUUUCCACUGUUAGUUACUGAGGUAUCCUGUUACCCCAAAGACCCAGAGCCAGAAUAUAAACACUUUGAGUGAUUGCAGUUUUGUGACAACAUAAUACUGGUUCUGUCAUCCUCCUUCAUUGGAUUACCCUCCUCUCUGCUGCUUUAUAAUCCAUGUUUUGAGUUUAGGGCAAAAAUGAGAGCUGAACUGCUACAUUUAAUCCAGUUCUGUAUUUUCAUUUGUCAUUUCAAAGCUAGUAUUAUCGUAACAAGUGUACAAAUCAUCAGACUCCCUGGUUACUUGUUAAUGACAUUCAGUAAGAUAGCCUGCUUGCCCCAUUUUGGAUAAUACCAAUUUCCAGACAAAACGUUAGUCAUCUCCCCUCAGUUUAAGUGCUGUCAAUCAGCUCUCCAUUAGGUAAAAUGGUGAAAACACGCAUCCAGGAUCUUAGAUAUUUAGUGAAGUAGACAUAUUAAAAUCUGAUAACUGCUCAUCAGAAUUUGAAGUGAUUAGGAAGGAAUUAGGAAAUCUAAGAGGUGGGAUUUAAAUUGGGCUUUGAAGAAUGAAAGGUUACAGAGGAUUUGGGAAAGUAAAUUGGAGGCAGUGAGGACAAGUAGAUGUAUGACUGGCACUCGCUCAAGGUUGCGUGGAAGGAGAGUCAAAAUAAGGCAAGUAGGACCCAUUUUGUGGAGGGCUUGCCAUGCAAGGGUAAGAAAUUGGAAUGAUAACGUACACUGGAAGGCGAAUAGAAGUUUUCUGUCACGUUAUAGGAGUAGAACUGAAGGCUGUGUAUAUGAUAGUAUGGAUCAGGUGGUUGGACCACCCAAGAGCUUAUAAUGAGAGGAAUGAGAACUGAAUUAGGCUGCUGACAGAACAGAAAGGAUGGAGUCACAAGUAGGUUGUACUGCAGUUUAAAAAACCAGCACUAAGCACUCUUAUUAAAGCACUUCCUUUAAGCUGUUACACAGAUUGAUCACUAGGAGGCAUCAGUUUAUCAACUAGUAAGGUGAAAAGGAAGGCAGCUGGACACUUACCUAAUAUAAUAAGUCUGGAGAGUUCCGUGUUAAUAUUUAACAUUUUCAACUCAAGGCCUUUUGGAAACUAGUAUCUAUGAAAUAUUUCUUCUGAAUAGUACUUCUAAAUGACAAGGAAGUCUAAACUGCACUCUGUGGGACUAUUUGGUUAUCUUUAUACACUGAUGAGGGUAAAGUGACAUGCUCAUAAUUUACUGGCUUUUAACUAUUUCUUGAAAGAUGUUUGACCUUUGGUUUAUCCAAAUCUUUAAUAAUGACUGUUGUCAUGAGUUUCUACUGUAUGUUGCAAAUUAGUUUACAGAUCAGGAUUUUGUAAUCAUUAUGUAUUAAACACUUAAUAACUUUCCAAGUUCUCUUACAUGUCUUUAAGCCAGUAUUGAUUAAUGGACUUUUAAUCAAGUGUUUGCCUAUGUUACUGCCAAGUAAGAAACUUACCGACUCAGUUCCAUUGUUGUGGUUCUUGUGCUUCGAAAUACUUUUACUAGAAAACAGUAAGAUGCUAGUUUAUACAAAUACUUUUCACAAUAUUAAAUUGCAUGUUGCUUGGGAAAAGUUUUGUGGAUUUAUUUUAGAUGGUGUCUGACUAUAAAAGCAUUUAAGAUUCAGAGAGGCUUAGCAUAGGGUUAUCCAUUUAAAAAUUAUACCAAAUAUAUAUUGGUAUGGCAAAUUUCAAGUCCUUUCAUUGCACAUUUUAAAAGGUAGGAUGCAUCAUGAAAAAUCCGUCAAGCAUUUGAAAAAAAUUGAUAUUCUUUUUAUGAUGGGUAUGGACUUCUGAUUCCAUUCAAGAUUUCUACAUAUGUUGAGCAUCAACUUUGUACCAAGACUUUUUCUAGGUGAUUGGGACACAGAAACAAUGGUCCUUGGCCUCUUGAAUAGCUUGCAUACUAUUCUAGUCGGAAGGGGAACAGAAAUAAGCAAUAGGUACAGUAAAUUAUUGAGUAGAUGUUAGAAGAUAAUAUAUGCUAUGGGACAAAUUAAGGGGAAUUUGGUGGCUACUACUUACAGGGAUCAGGAUAGGCCUGCUGAGCCAAGGCUUGAAGAAGGUGAUGGAGAUGACCCUGAGUGCUAUGCUGAAAAUAGUACCGAGGGUAGAAUCAGGAAGAUAAGUUCAGAGCCCAUUGUAGUGAUCCAAGGGGGAUAUGAUGGUGAUUUGGAUCAGGGUGGUAAUGAAGGAAGUGGACAGAAUCCAGAUGUAGUUGAAGGCAUAACUAAUGGGAUUUCCUGACUCUGUAAAUUGAAUAUUGGGAGAAAAAAAAUCAUUACAAGGCAGGCAUGCUUCUACACACUUAAAGUCCUAGGGCAAGAGCACAAUGGAGACAUAUGUUUAAAUAUUUAAAAGUUCUGUUUAAUGAAAAUAUGCCCAGUGUGCCUAUCUUGAUAAAUACACCUUCAUUAGAACUGAGAAGCCAGGUUUAUAUUAUGCCAAAACAUAACAUGGGGGAAGAGCUGACCCUCAGCCCAUGUCCCACCUUUUCUUCCCACCCCUGGCUCUGAACUGUAUGGCAAGGAGCUUCCUGCACAUUUACUUGGAUGCCAUAGCCAGUAUAUUCAAACUGUCCAUCCCCCUAACACAUCAGUGCAUGCAAUGAUGAUGUAAUGCAUUUCCUGGAACAGCUGGGGCUAUUCUGGGCAGGGUAUUUGGGGUCCUGAGUACCUACAGUGGAGUGCAGAACGAGUAUGCCCUCUGGAUGACAUGUCAUCUUGACUCUAAAGCAUGCAAUCAUAAAGCUCAGGGCCCUGGAUAAGGGCCUUUCCUGGCCUGGUGUUAAGGGCAGUACUGACCUAGGGGUUUUAGUUUGAGCAUCUGUUCAGAGUAUUGAUGUCAACUGAGAAAGGGGGCUGCUGGUAGAAUAGAUGAGGGUGAGGAAAAUAGUUUGGGAGCUCAUUUACAUGUUUGAUUUCUCAGACUACACAAGCAGUACUGUAGAGAGAUGUAAAUGGAGAAUUUUCAACUUACAGUAGCACUGACUGGCCUGGAAUAUAUAAAAAUGAAGGCUACUUUUCACUACAGUUAAUUCUAACCUAUAAACUGGAGCAGUUCCAUUCAGGAAUUUGUUAUAACCUGUCAGGUAUAAAUUAUGGACUUCUCUGACCUAUCCAGAGUGUUCUUUUUCAGUUUUUUUUUUUUUUAAUUAUUCUCUAUAACCUAAAAUCCCCUCAGACUUAAACCUCUAGUGAACUAUUCAGUGAAUGGCUUUACUAGUAAGUGUUCCCUUGCCUAGUAUGUUUAUUAUUUUUUAACUUUAGUGGUUUAUUCUUUGGCAAUAAGCAGUUGGAUAUAAGUUGGGGAUAUAAAUUUGGGACUCUGGCAUAUAGAUAUUAUUAAAAGUGACAAGACUAGGUAUCAAUAAGAGAGCAAGUAUAGAUAAGCGAGCCAAAGACUAAGACGUGGGGCAUUCCAACAUUAAAAGGUUGGAGAGGAGAGAAACUCGUAGAGGAGACACCAGAGAUGUAAAGGAAAACUAAGUGAUGUCCUUGAAGCCAGUGAUGAACUUUAUCCAAGAGAAGAAAAUGAACUGUCCAAUGCUGCUGAUAGACAUCUUUAAAUUGCCAACUGUAAAAUGCACCUUGAAUUAGCCAUUUCAAAUUUGUUUACCAAAGCAAUGGUUUUGUUGGCUAGUUUUCUAAACUUCAGUAACUUUUAAGUGAUAUUUGUAGGUUUUUAUUGUAUAUACAGCUGAAGUUUUGUUUUUUGUUUUUGUUUUUAAACAGAGUUUUGCUCUGUGGCCCAGGCUUGUACAGUGGUGCAAACCUAGCCCCUGCAACCUUGAACUUCUGAGCUCAAACAGUCCUCCACCUCAACCUCACAAGUAGCUGGGACUGCAGGCAUAUGCACCACACCCGGCCAAACUUCUUUUACUUUUGUAGAGUGAGAUCUUGCCAUGUAGCACAGGGCUCAAGGGAUCCUUUUGUCUCAGCCUCCCAGAGUGUUGGUAUUACAGGUGUAAGCCACCACGCCUGGCCCAACGUAUUUUUUUUUUAAGUUAUUUUCUGUGAAUUUACUCAUUGUCUUAAAAAAUUGGCAAAUAUGGCCAUUUUGACAUAUUUGCCAAAUAUUAGCAUACGGCAACUCAAGUAUGUUCUUAAUUUGUUAAGUCACCAACUGUUGGUGGUGACUUGAAAUAAGUAAGAGCAAAGUUGUCACCAAUCUAUGGGAUUUUUAUAUUACUGAUAUUUUUCAGUAAUGCACUGUAGUCAGACCUUGUAGACUUAACUCUGAGCUGCUCACACAAUUACUAAAUCAUUGUGAAAUACCUAACUGGAAAUGCUGGCCUUUAAAGUCUCUAGUUAUAAUUAAAUGGGUGACUUUGAAAAUUGUGCUGGCUGUUCAGACAUUUUCAAAUGAGAACAGAAUGCAUUUGUUUCAGACUGGUAAACUGCAGAAGGUUAAAUAACACCAAAGACACUUGAGUUUCUCCUAAGAAAACGACUUGGGCCUCCAGAUUACAUCUCAUUUUUUUUACCCUAUCAAGUUUGUGUUUUUCCAUAUGAAAUGUCUUUCCCAACUACACCUGCCCUUGGAGAGUCUGAAUAACAGACUUAAAGGACGUAUCCUUUCCAGAUGAGUUGAAGAAUGUCAUCCUCUUAAAAGAAUGAACAGCUGGUCAUGUAGAAAUUCUCUGGAAUGCUCACUCGUCCUACAAGGGGGGAGGGGACAGAAAACAUGUUAGGUGUAGUUUUUUUGUUAUUGGUCUACAGAAUCGUAAAUCUUUGAGACAUAGUUUUACUAGAAGUCUACGUAAUUUUAACAGUUUUCUCUCUCCUGAAAAGAUUGCUAAUUAACAAUGUGAAGGCCAGAGAUCUGGCCAAGCGUAAUUUAGUGGGACUCGGGAUUGCUGGCUGGAUUGUCCCGUUUGAUCAGACGUUGUUGCUUAGAUGAAGAUUCAGGACGCCCUCAUGUAAAAAAGUUAUCCUUUGUUCUGAUUACCUUGGGAUUAAGUUCGAAUUUCUUACCAUGACACACAAAGGAUUCGAUUCUUGCUUAGCUCUCUAAGCUGCUCUCACGUUCUCCUCCCCUCUUGAAUUCUUUGCUCUUGCCGCACAACUAGCAGAUGAGCUAAUCUGUCUGUUCCAGUUUGGGCAUAAUAGCAGCCCUUCCUCUUAACCUUGGCCCACGCUGACUUGUCCAGCCCUGGUUUAAUUCUUCUUCGUGUCCUCGUGAGGGUCCGCACAUACUUGGGGCUGUUUAGGGGUGAAUUUCCCUAGCGGUAGGCUAGGUCUCAGUUACAUCUUACUUCACAGGAAGCGGCUUCUAUACGCAUUGUUUAAAUGUAGGGGUAGGAGGGAUCUGGGAGCAUGGCCUUCCCGGGGUCACAGAUAAAUGAGAUUCCAAAACCAAGAUCUGGCCAGGCGCUUCGAAAGAGAGACCCGCGGAGGCCGAUCAGGCAUUUGGAACUGUGCCUUGCAGUGUGGGAUCUCAGCACCAGACGUUCCCCCGGUUUGUAGUUAGGAAGCUGUUACUGUUUUAAGAGACGUUGCACACCGUCCCGACGGGUCAAGAAGAAAGCCGAAGACAAGCUAGUGCCUGCGGUCGGGGUCGAGAAAAAGCAGGCGAGAUGCGACCUGACGUGGGUCCGCCUUUCUCCACCCUUGGCAAACCCGACAGUUGCACUAUUGCUUUCACAAUCGCCCUCUGCAAGAAGAGCUACUUAAUGACCGUGAGCGAACAUGCGUGGGAAGCACGGUGUCCUCUCUGUGCGCUCAGUUGUUUACCCAGCGUCCGGGGCAGGCACACCCGCGGGACUUGCGAGCCUCGGCCCCGGCCUCCCAGCUCACCCAGGCCACAACGCUGGUUCUGCGGGCUCUCGGAGCCCAGCGCAAAUUCCCAGGGGUAAUUCGCAAGGACCGAGAAGCCGCACUGCCAGGAGGCUGCCCCCGCCUGCGCAGCCGGGUCCUCACUGUCCGAGGCUGUUAGCACAGAGCCUCGCGGGCCUGGGAGAGGCGGGACGCGGGGGAUGGCCUCGCAGCGCCCUGUGGACGUCGGCAUUAGUCGUCAGGCAGCCAGGGCUCCUUGGGCGAUCGCCCCGGGUGGAGGAGAGGAGUUUCCGGGGCUCGGGUCCCGGUCGCCUUCCAGGGGCACGAGCGCGGAAGCAAGUGGGCGGUGAGAGGCGGAGCGAGGGACGCGGGGGGCGUGGACUCAGCCGGCUUUGGAAAGGCCCCAAGUUAAUGAGGCGUGCGCCGGCUGCCGAGCGCCUCUCGGAGCUGGGCUUUCCCCCGCGGUGCGGGCGCCAGGAGCCGCCUUUUCCGCUGGGUGUCACUCGGGGGUGGGGAAGAUGGCCCAUUCAAAAGCGCCGCGAGGGGGCCAAGCCAGUGCCCUUCAGUGAGCGCUCGCAAGAGGACGGCAGAGGCCCGGCGGCUCGCAGCUUCGGGACCUUGUGGCGCAUCAGGACGCGGCUGUCCCUCUGCCGGGACCGAGAGCCGCCGCCGCCGCUCUGCCUUCUGCGUGUUAGCUUCCUCUGCGCGCUCCGGGCAGGCGGCCGUGGGAGCCGCUGGGGCGAGGACGGCGCGCGGCUGCUGCUGCUGCCCCCGGCCCGAGCGGCUGGAAGCGGAGAGGCCGAGCCUAGCAGCGGCCCCGCUUAUGCUGGGAGGAUGCUGGAGAGCAGCGGCUGCAAGGCGCUGAAGGAGGGCGUGCUGGAGAAGCGCAGCGACGGGUUGUUGCAGCUCUGGAAGAAGAAGUGCUGCAUUCUCACCGAAGAGGGGCUGCUGCUCAUCCCGCCCAAGCAGCUGCAGCAGCAGCAGCAGCAGCAGCAACAGCAGCAGCAGCAACAGCAGCAACAGCAGCAACAGUCCGGGCAGGCGCCGGCGGAGCCGUCCCAACCCAGCGGACCCGCUGUCACCGCCCUCGAGCCGCCGGUCAAGCUCAAGGAAUUGCACUUCUCCAACAUGAAGACCGUGGACUGUGUGGAGCGCAAGGGCAAGUACAUGUACUUCACUGUGGUGAUGGCAGAGGGCAAGGAGAUCGACUUUCGGUGCCCGCAAGACCAGGGCUGGAACGCGGAGAUCACGCUGCAGAUGGUGCAGUACAAGAAUCGUCAGGCUAUCCUGGCGGUCAAGUCCACGCGGCAAAAGCAGCAGCACCUGGUCCAGCAGCAGCCCCCGCUGGAGCAGCAGCCGCAGCCCCAGCCCCAGCCCCAGCCGCAACCUCAGCCCCAAACCCAACCCCAGCCCCAGCCCCAGUCACAGCCCCAGCCUCAGCCCCAACCCAAGCCUCAGCCCCAGCAGCCCCACCCGUAUCCGCAUCCACAUCCACAUCCGCACGCUCAUCCGCAUCCGCACCCGCACCCUCACCCUCACCCGCACCCGGUGCACCCGCAUCCGCGCCAAAUACCGCACCCGCACCCACAGCCGCACUCGCAGCCGCACGGACACCGGCUUCUCCGCAGCACCUCCAACUCCGCCUGAAGGGGGCAGCUCCCGGGCCAGACAAGGUUUUGAGGACUUGAGGAAGUGGGACGAACACAUUUCUAUUGUCUUCACUUGGAUCGAAAGCAAAACGGUCUCCCCGCCCCGCACCAGAUCAAGUAGUUUGGACAUUACCCUACUGAAAACUUGCGAUUCUUCUUAGUUUUCUACGAUGCAGGAAACGAUUUCAAGUCAAGAAGACUUUAUUUAUGAACCUUUGAAAGGAUCUUCUAGCACGGUGAAUUUUAUAGGAGGGAUGAUGUACUGUAAUUUUAUUUUAAUGUAUUUUGAUUUAUGGUUAUUUAUUAGUUUUUUUUAAAUGCUUGUUCUAAGACAUUUCUGAAUGUAGGCCAUUUGUCAAAAAGGAAACAUUAUUUUCAAAAACCUAUUCCAUAGUAAGUCCUUAUCUCGGAAAAUAAAAAAGGGCGGUGGAGGGAAAAACAUGAAUCUAUUCAUUAUUCCUAGAGUAUUUUCAGAAAGUCUGACACUUUUCAUUGUUAUGCCAGGUGGUUGAAAUUAAACUCUGAUACUACUUUUUUUGAGUUUUUUUUUUUUCUUCCCGUAGACAUAGAGUUUGUAUAGAAGUUUUAAAAAGCUAAAAGUUCAAAAUGGUGUAAUUUAUGAAAAUCUAACACUCGAGAUAGUUUCUAAAAGGAAAUCAGUAGUGAGGACACCUGAUUUCAAAAUAUUUAAAACAUAACCUAACUGAUGGUAGGAUGAUUAUAUCUCGAAUAUGUGGUAGGGUCACAUUUACUGUAGGAAAACCUAGCUUAUAUCGUCUGUGUGUAAAGGGCUUGAUAAGGAGAUGAGGCCUUUUAAAUGACUUAUAAGUACGUUUGCUGUUUUAUUUCAAAAGUGUUGUGGAGGCAAAGAGUAGAUUUAACUUGUGUAAGAAAAUAUUUGUGCUCCUGUCCAGGCUGGGAGACCUUUCUCUGAAAGCUUUGCACACUUGACUUGAACCACAUUUUCUGAUCCCUUUACCUUGUUUUAGAAACACACUGAAAAAUCUCGUCGUUUAAAUUACAAUUUGUAGAUAUUUCGAAGGUCUAGGAGUCAUAACUUUUUAUUUUCAUACAGAAAAUGAUGUUGAACAGAGAAACCAACUGUUUUGCUUUUCAUUGCUCGGUGAGAAAUGUGAGGAUUCUGUUUUGUUGUUAGGUUAGUUAAACUCAGAGAUUGAAAAGGAAAAGACUGGAUAAACACAGGAUUUUCAGUAAGAAAACAACCCCAGUCUUGUGUUAGAAGCCACUUGUUAAGGAGUCCGGGGGGAAAAAAAGAGGAUGCGCUUUUAAAGGUAGAACAAACCUUCUUCUGUGUUAAAUCAAAAGGAUGGUCAAAAUCCACCAGGGCAGAUGCUACUUAAGUUUAAAUGGAGCCAUAGAUGAUACCAAGUCCUCUUGGGGCUGAAAAUCACUUCCUAUCUGCAUGGCUUUACUAACUGGUUUCUGUUUUCCAUUAUCUUUUUCACAGAAGGUCUUGGUCAGUACUUUUCCGGCAUUUCAAUGGAAAUGGUCAGUAUUAGACCACUGCUAGGUUAUGUAGUCAAGAAAUAAAAAACAGAAUUGUAUGCUACAGAUGUCUUCAUUCUCCUUCCAUCUGGAAAGGAAUUCCAAGGUCAAAUUACUUUUAAUGUAAUAAAUGAUGACAUUUUGAGAUCAUAAUUCUUAUCCAAAAAGUUGCAGGGAAAAUUAAAGCAAAUGGCAAACAAAACUUAGGUGGACUCCCACUUCCAGUGGUUGUGUAGGUUGCAGUUAUGAAAAAAUGCUGCCAACAUUCAAAAACUCAUUUCAUAUGUAUAUAUGUAUACACAUAUAUGAAUAUGUAUGUGUAUAUAUAUAUGCAUCUGAGAGCAUGUAUGUGCACAUAUACGCAUACAUAUAUGUAUGUGUAGAUGAAUACAUAUAUAAAUAUAUAGGAAUACAUAUAUGAAUAUGUAUAUAUAUACAUGUAUGUAUAUAUGUAUAUGAAAUGAGAGCCAGAUCUAAAAAUUUCUCAAAUCAAGUUUGGUUCAGUUUCCUUAGGACUACAAGUGUACUUUUUGAGAAUUGCCUCAUAGUACUAUACUUUUAAUACAUGCAAAUCAUAAUAACUCCAAAUGAACCAUGGUUUUUUCCCAAUGGAGAAUUUAUCUUUUAAAUUCUUGU